AUGCCUACCAUUGCGGUGGACAAGGCAGAGCUGUUCAAAGAGCUAGGGAAGGAGUUCACGACAGAAGAGUUUGACGAGCUAUGUUUCGAGUUCGGCCUCGAGCUCGAUGAGGAUACAUCCCAGACAAAGCGGCCCAUCGUGGACGGCGUAGAAGAGCCCCCGCAGUUGAAGAUAGAAAUACCAGCAAACCGAUAUGACAUGCUUUGCUUCGAGGGCAUCGCCCUUAACCUCAAUGUCUUCUUGGAGAGGACGUCGUUACCAGACUUCCGAGUUGUUGCUCCCCCGAACGGCGAGCUACAAGAGAUCCACGUGAAGGAGGAGACCAUGAGGGUACGGCCCCUGGUGACUGGAGCUGUGCUGAGGAAUAUCGAGUUCACUCAAGCCCGAUAUGACUCUUUCAUAGCCCUACAAGACAAGCUGCAUCAGAAUCUAGCACGGCAACGGACGCUAGUAUCGAUAGGCACACAUGAUCUCGACACAAUCAAAGGACCCUUCACAUACGAGGCCCUACCGCCGGAAGAGAUUGAGUUCGUCCCUCUCAAUCAGGAAAAGAAGAUGAAUGCGAAGGAGCUGAUGACCUUUUACGAGAAAGACAAACACCUCGGCCGCUACCUACAUAUCAUACGGGACUCACCCGUGUAUCCAGUAAUCUACGACUCCAACCGAACCGUGCUUUCGCUCCCCCCAAUCAUCAACGGCGACCACUCCAAGAUCACGCUCGACACCAAGAACAUCUUCAUCGAGGUCACUGCGACCGACAAAACGAAAGUCGAAAUCGUAAUCCGCAUCCUAAUCGCGAUGUUUUCACGCUACUGCGAUGAGCCCUUCACCGUCGAGCCCGUCAAAAUCAUCUCCCCGCACAACCAUGAGAGCCGCGAAACGCCCGACAUGACUCCCCGCGAGAUGCAAGCCGAGAUAUCCUACCUAAACGACGUCUGCGGGCUCGACCUGUCUCCCCAAGAAAUCUGCGACCUGCUAAAGCGCAUGUGCUACCACGCCACCCCGUCCAAGAGCUCACCCGCCCACCUCGACGUCAGCGUCCCCGUCACCCGCGCCGACGUCCUGCACCAGGCCGACAUAAUGGAAGACGUCGCCAUUGCGUACGGCUUCAACAAGCUGCCGCGCUUCUACCCGAACAAGACCGCCGCUGUCGCCGCGCCGCUCAUGAUUAAUAAGCUGGCCGACAUCGUGCGCCUUGAGGCGGCCAUGGCUGGGUGGACGGAGGUCAUGCCGCUAGUGCUGUGCAGCCACGACGAGAACUUCGCGUGGUUGAACCGCAAGGACCACGGGAGUACGGCGGUGCGGCUGCAGAACCCCAAGACGGCGGAGUAUCAGAUCGUCAGGACGAGUUUGCUGCCGGGGCUGCUGAAGACGAUCAGGGAGAACAAGAAGCACAGUGUUCCGAUCAAGGUUUUUGAGGUCGCAGAUGUCACGUUCAAGGAUCUGAGUCUGGAGAGGAAGGCCAGAAACGAACGGCAUUUCGCCGCUGCGUGGUACGCGAAGACGAGCGGGUUUGAGGUCGUGCAUGGGUUACUGGACCGUGUUAUGUUGAUGCUGAAGAGCGCGUUCAUCACCAGGGAGGCGGCAAUCACGGGUGAUGAGACGAUGAAGAAGUUUGGGUACUGGAUCGAGGAGCUGAAUGACUCGACAUAUCUGCCAGGCCACGCCGCGGCUGUGCAUAUCAACCUUGAAGGCAAGGAUCGGGUCAUUGGAGAGCUGGGAAUAUUGCAUCCUACUGUUAUGCAGAGAUACGAGCUUCCGUGA
Coniosporium apollinis CBS 100218 is the source of this 1764-nucleotide messenger RNA. Its product is annotated as phenylalanyl-tRNA synthetase, beta subunit. Gene Ontology annotation, cellular component: cytoplasm; phenylalanine-tRNA ligase complex. The record is from RefSeq and is a predicted model, not a curated record. Lineage: Eukaryota; Fungi; Ascomycota; Dothideomycetes. The coding region runs from base 1 to 1764 and encodes 587 amino acids. Gene Ontology annotation, molecular function: RNA binding; ATP binding; magnesium ion binding. The transcript has 2 exons. Gene Ontology annotation, biological process: phenylalanyl-tRNA aminoacylation.